Molecule: messenger RNA, 1305 nt
Organism: Naumovozyma dairenensis CBS 421
Lineage: Eukaryota; Fungi; Ascomycota; Saccharomycetes; Saccharomycetales; Saccharomycetaceae
Exons: 1
Coding region: 1-1305 (434 amino acids)
Source: RefSeq, a predicted model, not a curated record
AUGAAAUCAGUUGCCAUAAAACUUUUACUUGGACUUUUAGUUCAAUCUGCUACGUCUUCUGCUCUUUUACAGAUUUCUUCCGAUACUCUUCUGGACGAAGAAAAAACCAUUUCCGGCGAUAUUACAGUUAAUGCUGGCUCUUCUUUAAUGAUAAACCAUGAUGCUGAGUUAUCCAUCGAAAGUGGUACCAUUGCAAACAACGGUAAUCUAUGUAUCGGUACAACUGAUACUGUAAGUGAGAUGUCAAUUGAUAUUGUUGCCAGAAAUAUCAACAACAAGGGAAACUUAAUUAUUGAUAAUGGAGACAGUGGUGAUACUUCUACCAAGGUGACAAUUGGGUCAUUGAUUAACAGCGGGUUUUUACGUAUGAAUUUAAAGGACUCUAGUGAAUCUUUCUCCGUUACUAAAAACUUUAUCAAUAGUGGUUAUAUUUUGCUAGGCCAUGUUAGUGAGUUUGAUAGUUUGUUGACAUUUGAAGCCCCAAAGACCGGUAUCCAAAACAAUGGCACUAUUGACGUUAGUGGUACUAAUGUUACCAUCAAUGCUCCAAUCACAGGUGGUGGUUGUAUUUAUGGAAAUAGCAUGGGUACUGAUUUGACUAUUGACACUGAUUAUUCCCUUGAUCAGACGUUUUGGAUGGAGAGUUCAGGUACAGAUUCAAAAAUUACGUUAUUGGGUAGUGGUAAAAAUAUUCCUAUUAUCAGAGGGUUCGGUAAGAAAUCAAUGAUUGUAUUAGGUAGAAACAUUCCUACUUACAACGGUACUCUAACUCAACCAUCCUAUGAUCCUGCCACAGGUAUUGUGACCAUUUCUAACAUGUACGGUACUUUCCGAAUUGACAUUGGUAAGGGGUACGAUGGAAGUAAAAUCAGUGCUGCUGAACAAACUACUUGUGGCUCAGGUUCUUGUUACGCUCCUUCUUUGCAGUAUAAUGGGGUGGAACCAGCUGCAGCAACUGAGAGACCAGCCAAGUGUGCUGCCAACCCAGACCUUUCUAUGGCAGUAUGCAGCACUUGUGUUUCUCCUUCUUCCUCUUCAGCUGUUUUCUCAUCCCAACAUUCAACCAGCUCUUCUGUUUCGGUUCCAGCGACUUCUAUUCAGACAACUUCAUCUGCUGUGGCGCAACACACUGUUUCUAAAGGUACCUCCUCUACCACCAAUGAUAAUGGACAAUGUGUUGUUACUGAAAUCUCAACGGAAUAUUUUUCUACAUUACAUACUACUACUUAUUUCUAUACCACUGCUUCAACAAUUACCGCUCCAGUGACAAGUACCUUUAUUACUACUACUUACAGUAAGGUUUAG